AUGGACCAACAAUACCUGAAGUCUCCGUCGUCUUACCGACUGGCCAGUAUGGCCCAGAACAUAUACGAGAUGCCCUUCAUUGCGCUGGACAAUACCCACGACUCCCACCCGUCACUGGGUCACUUGGUCCUCCUCGUCUUCGAGGCCGUUCUUGAGGUCGUGUGCGUGAGCUUGCCCGGCUAUGUCAUUGCUCGCCUUGGCCACUUCGAUGCCGACAAGCAAAAGUUCCUCGCCAACCUCAAUGUCAUGCUCUUUACUCCUUGCCUUAUCUUUACGAAGCUUGCGUCGCAGCUGAACGCUGACAAGCUGCUUGACCUUGCCGUCAUCCCCAUCAUCUUUGUCAUCCAGACCCUGGUCUCAUGGCUCGUCGCAACUGUCGUCGCCCGUCUGUUCGGGUUCAACCGCCGCGCCUCCAACUUUGUUACGGCCAUGGGAGUCUUUGGCAACUCGAACUCGCUGCCCAUUUCCAUGGUCCUGUCACUUUCUCAGACGAUCAAGGGUUUACAUUGGGACAGGAUCCCCGGGGACAACGACGACGAAGUGGGAGCCCGCGGCAUCUUGUACCUUCUCAUCUUCCAGCAGCUCGGUCAGCUGGUGCGCUGGAGUUGGGGCUACCAUGUUCUUCUCGCUCCCAAGGACAAGUACCCUGAAUACCAGGACGAGCGCGUCGAGGAGGGCCAGUACGACGGAGACAGAGAGACGGCCCCUCUCCUCAACGAGUAUGACGACGAUGACACUGCCGCCUCACGCAGCCACUCCAGCAGCGACUUGUCCAACUACGAGCCCGCCGGUCGCACUCCCGUGGCCACGAGGUCGAGAGCGUCACCCGCGGAUACCGAGGACGAGGACGACGACUAUCUUCCCAAGAAGCCCAUGAAGAACAACGGUUUGGCGCCCCUCAACGGCAAUCACCCCGUUUUCAACGACAGCGGCGACGAGAUAUCAUCUUUCCCUCGAAUUCGUAACACGGAUGAACCCGAUAUUCCCGAGGGGAUCAAGGGCUACCCUGCCCGCAUCAAGAACGCCGUCAACACUGCAACUACCCAGACCACCAAGUCGAUCUCCGGCUUCUUUGCGAGAAUCUACAACAGCCUUCCUGCGCCCGUCAAGACGAUGCUGUCCGCCUUGAGCCGAUUUGCUGGAAAGUUCAACAACUUUAUGUGGGAGUUCAUGAACCCGCCUCUGUGGGCCAUGCUCAGCGCCGUCGUGGUUGCGUCCGUCCCUGCUCUCCAGAAGAUCUUUUUCGAGGAUGGUUCAUUCAUCAAGAACAGUUUCACUGACGCUGUCCAAUCGAGCGGCGGCGUCGCCGUGCCUCUGAUUCUGGUAGUACUCGGAGCCAACCUGGCUCGAAACACGCAGAAGAGUGAGAAGCUGCGGGACCCCGAGGAGGACCAGAUCGGCACGAAGCUCCUGGUUGCUUCCCUGAUGUGUCGCAUGCUUCUGCCGACUCUCAUUAUGACCCCUAUUUUGGCCAUCUUCGCCAAGUAUGUGCCGGUCAGCAUUCUCGACGACCCCAUCUUCGUCAUCGUCUGCUUCUUGUUGACGGGUGCGCCGAGCGCUCUUCAACUGGCACAGAUUUGCCAGAUUAACGAGGUGUACGAGGGCGUCAUGUCCCGUAUCCUCUUCCAGAGCUACGUCAUCUGGAUUCUCCCAUCAACCUUGGUGCUCGUCAUGUGCGCUCUGGAGGUCGUGGAAUGGGCUGCUUGA
Colletotrichum karsti is the source of this 1707-nucleotide messenger RNA. Its product is annotated as membrane transporter. The record is from RefSeq and is a predicted model, not a curated record. Gene Ontology annotation, biological process: transmembrane transport. NCBI's taxonomy places the organism in Eukaryota, Fungi, Ascomycota, Sordariomycetes, Glomerellales, Glomerellaceae. The coding region runs from base 1 to 1707 and encodes 568 amino acids. Gene Ontology annotation, cellular component: endoplasmic reticulum; membrane. The transcript has 3 exons.